This is a messenger RNA of Procambarus clarkii (red swamp crayfish), 6022 nucleotides long. The record is from RefSeq and is a predicted model, not a curated record. Lineage: Eukaryota; Metazoa; Arthropoda; Malacostraca; Decapoda; Cambaridae.
UUGUCCAGUAUGUCAUGUUUAGUUGUAACGUUGUUAGUUCUACGGUCCUCAGCCGUUCCUUGUAUGAGGUUGACUUACUUCUGAAUGGGAGAUAGGGAAGUGUAGUUAUCAGCCCUCACCGUGUAAGCUUUGUUUUGUUAUCAGCAUUGUAUAUUAUGUGGCAUAGUCUGCAUCUGCCGUCAGUAGAGGUCCCUCUGACAAGCAAAGGUUGCGUCAUGUGGUGGUAAACUGGUGGGAAUUAAUGUGGCGCCACAGCCCAACCUAGCGUCAUCCUGGUGCAGCAAAAUUUGUUGGAGUGGUGGUUGAGGCUACGCUGUGACGGCCUACAGUGAGACCUUCCUCAUACACGCAUACAAGCUGCAGUAGUAUAGAGGUGUGGGUGUGUGCUGGUAUAAUCGUGAGGCGUGAGGGAAAUACCAGCUGGCGGUGGACAGUCCGUCUCCACCAGGUUGUGUAGAUCACGGGAAGAAGCGAGAGUCGGAAUCGAGUAGCAGCCUAGCAUGAUGGGUUCGCCAGGCGCACAAGCGACGGACAUAUUCUUCUCUGGUGUGUGCAACGGGCCAUUGUGGAAUGUGAGUGCCGCGUGGGAGAGUCGGGUGCCAGAGUUUGGGAGUUGUGUCGAACGCACAGUGCUGGUGUGGACUCCCUGCCUUCUGCUGUGGGUCAGCACCAUCCUAUACCUACCCUUCCUCAAAAGAAGACCUCUGGACCCUCUGCCAUGGACAGCUCUCAUCUACACCAAGUUGAUGGUGUCAGUGUUGAUGCUGGUGACAGCAGGAGUGGAAGUUGUCUGGGCAUGGGUGGAGGAGACCAUAGUCGUGCCCCCAGCAGACUAUCUGGCCUCUGUUGUUCUCCUUCUAACGCAGGUAAUUCAUCUAACACUUGUGUUAGUGGGGAGGAGGCGCAGUGAGCGGAAUAGCAUUGUUCUGUGGCUGUUUUGGUUAUUGAUGGUGCUGUGUGGACUACCCCAACUCUACACCACAAUUAGUUCCGUCUUGCAUGGGAACCGCAAAGUACCGGCCACAUUGAUAGUUACGUUCAUGGUUCAGUAUCUCAGCAGUAUGGUUCUUUUCAUCACCAACUGCAUUUGUGAUGCCCCAUCCAAACUUCAGAAGAUGGCCAUGACAGAGAAACCCAGUCCAGAGUUGAAUGCCUCAAUUGUAAGUCGGCUCUUCUUCUUUUGGUCUGGUCCCCUUAUUUGGGCUGGGUGGCAGCAACCACUCACCUUCCAGGACUUGUGGGAUGUGGUAUCUGAAAACUCUGCAAUACGCGUCUAUCGCUCUUGGCUGCACUCUACAGACAGAGGAGGAAGAGGCGAAGGAUCAUGCAACUCUUAUGAGAAGACAGAGCCCAAGAUGGACAUUACGAAUUACAUUGUAAAGAACAAGAGAAGUGUAACAAUAAUGGGGUCAUGCCAGGCCACACAGGUGUCAAUACUACGUGGGCUUUGGAAUAUGACCAAGUGGCCAUUGUUCCUGUCAAUGUUCCUCAAUAUAGUGUCGGUGGCAUUUAACUUUGUCACACCCCAGCUCCUUAGUCUCUUGAUUGGCUUCGUCACUGACCAGAAAGAGGCAGCAUGGCAUGGUUACUUGUAUGCAGUGGCACUCUUUUUCACCUGCGAGCUUGCAUCUCUCAUUAGGAACAUGUGUUUCAACAUUGCUACCAUUCUCACAGUCAGGGUUAGGUCAGCACUCAUGUGCACUGUCUACGUCAAGGCACUUAAGCUAUCUGGUUCAGCCCGAAGAGAGUCGACAGUGGGUCAGAUUGUAAACUUGAUGGCAGUGGAUGCCCAAACCAUCGGUGAUACAUGUCUUCAUCUCUCCAGCCUCUUUGGGGCACCUAUCUCCGUUCUUGUCUCCCUUGGAUUCCUCUGGUCCAAACUUGGUCCGUCAGUUCUAGCAGGUCUGGUCGUGCUGCUGCUUAUCAUCCCCAUUAACAGUGUGAUCGUCCAGAGGUCAAAGGAAUUGCAGGCAAAAGCUAUGACUUUCAAAGACAAGAGAGUCAAGAUGGCCAGUGAGAUCAUUAAUGGUAUCAAGGUACUGAAGCUGUAUGCGUGGGAGGCCUCAUUUGCUGAAAAGGCUGAGGAGGUGAGGAAUAAGGAGGUCUCGUUGCUUAAGAAGCUCGCUAUAUUGCAGACCUUCAACUCUUUCAUCUUCAGUGUCACCCCAUAUAUGGUAGCUCUUGCCACAUUCACCACGUAUCUGCUAGUGUCUGAUGACAAUGUGCUGGAUUCCCAGAAGGCCUUCGUCUCUAUUGCUCUCCUCAACCUGUUGCGUCUGCCCAUCAUACAGAUGCCCAAUGUAAUCUCCCAGCUCAUUCAGGCAGGUGUGUCCAAGACUAGGAUGCAGAAGUUCUUGAACAUGGGAGAGUUGGAUCCUGAAGCGGUUUGCUCUGAACCUUCAACCUGUGGCUUGGUGGUGGUGCGUGGUGGGCAGUUCAGCUGGGAAGGAGAGGAAGGGAAGGCCAACUGGUCUCUCCAACAGGUGGAGCUGGAGGUGAAGAAGGGGCAGUUGGUAGCAGUGGUGGGGCCUGUUGGAGCAGGCAAGAGCUCCCUCAUCUCUGCUCUGUUAGGUGAAAUGAGAAAGGAUGCUGGGAAAGUCAUCGUCAAUGGAAGUGUAGCAUAUGUGUCACAGCAAGCAUGGCUACAGAAUGCAACUCUGAGAGACAACAUCACCUGGGGUCAGCCCUUUGAACUGAAGCGAUACAAACAGGUGGUGAAGGCAUGUGCCCUGCAGGCCGAUAUUGAUAUGCUGCCAGCUGGAGACAUGACGGAGAUUGGAGAGAAGGGAAUCAAUGUUAGUGGUGGCCAGAAGCAGCGGGUGGCUUUAGCAAGGGCGGUGUAUAGUGAUGCCAGUAUCAUCCUCCUUGAUGACCCGCUCAGUGCUGUUGACUCUCAUGUGGGCAGGCACAUCUUCGACCAUGUCAUAGGUCCUCACGGGGUGCUGAAGCAUAAGACACGAGUAUUGGUGACACAUGCAUUGACCUUCCUGCCACAAGUAGACACAGUGUUGGUGAUGAGGGAUGGGCGGCUGGUGGAGAAAGGAGCCUACACUCAGUUAGUGGCCUCUGGUGGAGAAUUUGCUCAGUUCAUUCUCCAGCACUUCAGUUCCAUGGAUAAUGAGGAAGUGGAAGAGCUGGAGGAGCUGUGUGAUCAACUUGAAGAGGUUUCAGGAGGGAAGCAACUCAUCAAGCAGGUGUCCCUCAGGAGGAGCUCCUUAAACAUUACCAGGGAACUUGAAAAUGGACGAAGACAUCGGACUGUCAGUGAGACAGAUAAAAGCCAAAAAAUUGCCUCGAGUCCUACCACACACACAGAAAAUAGCUGCAACAUAUUUACCAAGCACAGCCAGAUAUGCAACAACCACAAUAACAUUGCUACUAAUAACAAUGACUUGCCAAUAUUUCUUCGUAACAUAUCGUGCUCAUCUCAGCAGUUUGACAAUGUUUCUAAUGACAGUAGCAUGACUUCGACAAUAAGCAGAUCAACAUCUUCAGUAGCUGUGGAUCUUCCGGCAUACAAUUUUGUUGAUUGUAACUCUUCUAUCAAAAGAGGCCAAAUUCUAGUUGAUGAAGAAACUGCUGAGACAGGCAAAAUCUCCAGACAAGUCUUCCUGGUAUAUGGCCGAGCUAUGGGUGCAUUCUGUAUAGUUAUACCCAUCAUCUUCAUGACUCUGGCACAGGCGAGCAAUGCAGGUGGCAGUGUGUGGUUGUCUCAGUGGACCAGCACUUCUAAAGCCAACACAACCAUCACCUCCAACACUACUGAAGAUAUUGCACAAUUUGAUCGAGACAUUUUCCUUGCUGGUUAUGGUGCAUUCGGCGUUGGUCAAGCCAUCUUCUUGUUUGUGGGUCUGUUGAUGGUGAUGCUGGGUGGACUGCGAGCAGCCAAUAUUCUCCACCACCAUUUGCUACGUAACAUCAUUCGUCUUCCCAUGAGCUUCUUCGACACCAACCCAAGUGGACGCAUAAUCAACCGCUUCAGCAAGGAGAUCAAUGUGCUAGAUUACAUCCUGCCACAAACACUACGGGGUUUGGCCUCCAUCCUGUCUACAGUGGUGAUGACGAUGAUAGUGAUUGUGGCAGCCACACCCAUUGUUUCCGUGUUUGUCGUACCCAUCAUGUGCGUGUACUGCUUCAUCCAGCAGGUGUUUGUGGCUACCUCUCGCCAAAUUAAAAGGAUAGAGUCCAACACUAGAUCCCCUAUCUUCUCUCAUUUUAGUGAAAGUAUACAAGGUGCAUCGGUAAUCCGAGCCUACAGGAAACAGGACGAGUUCUUCAAUGAGUCGUUACAACUGCUGGAGAACAGUUUGAAACCUAUUUACUCUAACAUUGCUACCUUCAGGUGGCUUGGUGUAAAUCUGGAGACAAUAGGUAACCUCAUCACCUUUUCAGCAGCCAUCAUGGGUGUCGCUGGACGAGACUCAAUCAGUCCUGGGAUUGUUGGUCUGUCUGUCACAUAUGCUCUUAAUAUCACACUGCAGCUUAACUGGUUGGUGCGUAUUAUGUCAGACUUUGAGUCUAACAUUGUGUCUGUGGAGAAGAUCAAUGAAUAUAUACAGCUACCUCAGGAGGCGCCUUGGCAGGUGGCAAAGGAUCAGACACAGACCGCAUUGUGGCCAUCAGAGGGGCACAUCACCUUCGACAACUAUGAGACCCGCUUCAGGCCAGGACUCGAUCUCGUCCUGAAGGGCAUUUCUUGUUCCAUCAGGCCUGCUGAGAAGGUGGGGAUUGUGGGCAGGACUGGAGCAGGCAAGUCCUCCCUCACUCUGGCACUCUUCCGUAUCAUAGAAGCUGCUGGAGGUCACAUUGACAUUGAUAAUGAAAAAAUUGCCAAGGUCGGCCUCCAUGACCUGCGAAGGAACAUCAGUAUCAUACCUCAGGAUCCGGUGCUGUUCAGCGGCACAGUUCGACUCAACCUGGACCCCUUCAAUGCACACAGUGACACGGACCUGUGGAAAGCCCUGGAGCUGGCGCACCUCAAGAGCUUCAUCAGCAGUCAAACACAUGGCCUGGACCACAUUGUAGACGAGGAUGGUGCCAACUUCAGUGUGGGUCAGAGGCAGCUGGUGUGCCUGGCUCGUGCUCUGUUACGAAACUCUCGGGUGUUGGUACUGGAUGAGGCAACUGCAGCUGUAGACCUAGAGACUGAUCACCUCAUCCAGAACACGAUUCGUUCACAGUUUGCUGACUGUACUGUUCUCACUAUUGCACACCGCCUUCACACUAUAAUGGAUUAUGACAGGGUGAUGGUGCUGCAAGAAGGCAGGAUAGCAGAAUUCGACACCCCCGCUGCUCUCCUCAGCCAACCCAACUCUAUUUUAUAUGGCAUGGCAAGGGAUGCUGGAAUCAUCUAGUUCAACUACUAAUCCUAGUACAAGUGAGGAUUGUGGUUAUAUUCACUGCCGCACACGAUACAGGAUCGCACAGAUACGAUCAGUCUGAAGAGAUAUAAUAAGUCUAAAGUGUAGACUUGACCUCUAUUGUGAGUGACAAACUUGGUGAACACCAAGCAGCAGUGACACAAGAACGUCUCGUGUUUCACAUGUAUCUCUAACUUGGGUAAGAACCAAAAAUCUGAAUGUUAGAAUGUUGAAGAUAUCAUGAAUGUUUUUACUUAUCAAAACAACAUAAGAAUUCUCUUACAAAUUACGUCUGAAUUUGGCCGUAUGGCCGAAAUUGGACGUACCGUAAUUUGAAAAUGAAAAAUAAUUAAAAAUAAAUUUUGUAAUUUUUUCUCAAAAAAACAGCAAGUUAUGGGUCCUCCAGUAGGUUAGGAGAGCAGGAAGUUCUCGUAAGGUUUAAAAACAUCAUGAAAGCCGUUAAUUGAAAGUUUCCUUUCAUAACCUAACUGAGAAAGCCAGAGAACUCAAAACAGAAAACGGAACAGUACAUCACUUUCAUGAGCUUAUUCAAUUUCAAAUUACAUCCAUUUUUGCUUAGCGCGUAUACCAGCAAAAAGCGACGUUAUUUUGAGAGGACGAGUUGGCUGUAGAGCCCGUCCUCAGACCAAAUCCAUUACCAU